Messenger RNA from Brassica napus (rape), 1392 nucleotides. RefSeq lists its product as uncharacterized. The transcript is spliced from 4 exons. NCBI's taxonomy places the organism in Eukaryota, Viridiplantae, Streptophyta, Magnoliopsida, Brassicales, Brassicaceae. Bases 1 to 1392 code for a protein of 463 amino acids. The record is from RefSeq and is a predicted model, not a curated record.
AUGGCAGGCCGAGGUCGAGGGAGAAAAAAAUCUCAGCAGAAAAAGUCCACAAAAAGAAACAGUGCUCCUAUAGAAGAGCAGCAUGUAGAAGAACUUUCAACAGAGAAUGAUAGUGAUGAUAUGUCAGCACACGGAAUUGAGUCUGAUAAUCAGGGAACCGAUAAUCAGUUUGCAUCAUCUCAAGAGUGCCAUUCACUACCACCUGAUGAGCUAUGUUUCAAGAACACCGAGUUCACCCAGACGUGUAAGAUACAUAGCAAGUGUUAUGUGACCGAGACGGUGAAGUUUCUGAAGAAGACUAGGUUUAAGCCUGAGCUCGAGUGGUUUGAAAACCACCCUCAGUUUUGCCAUUUUUUCCACAUGCCCGAUGAACCAAACUUGAAGCUGCAGGGUAUGUGGAUGCUUCUACUGCGCACUGUUCCUUUACAUGAGUCAGAGGACACAUCUUGGUUUGCUGUUAAUGGAGUGCCCGUUCGGUAUUCAAUGAGAGAGCAUGCUCUCAUCUCGGGAUUGGACUGCCAUGACUACUCGGCUAAGUAUAAGAAGAUUGGAAGCUUUGCGUUUGUAGACAUGCAUUUCAAAUCACAUAAGGAGAUCACUAUGCUAUCUGUGAGAGAGAAGUUGUUGAGUAUGAGUGCGUGUGGGGAUCGACUCAAAAUGGCAGUGCUUUACUUCUUAGGCACGAUUAUCAGAGCGAAGGGAAGGUAUAAUGCCCCGUUCGACCCUUUCAUAUUAAGAAUCGUCAACGAUGUGGAGAUCCUAGCAUUUGAGUGUAUUCCAGCUCUGAAGGCACGAUUUAGAGAAGGUGUAGAAGGUUGUAUGAGUAAGUGUCCGAGGAUGUGUAAAAAGCGGUUCCAAAGUAACAGCAUGAAGGGUUAUCCUCUUGAGGAUUUGUACGACACACUAGGAGAAAUUAAGGUGAUUGAAAGUGUUCUUGUUCCUACUGUUGAUGAGGAACCUCUCAUGGCACGUUUAAUGGAUGAGGAGCCAGACUAUGAAAAUGAAGAAGGCGUGAGUAAUUUGUGGAGCACGUGGUUGACUGUUAAGGAGAAGCCUAUCUUUUGGCAAGAACUCUAUGAGUUAGAUGUGGCUGCAAGGGAGUUUCCUCAGAAGAAAGACAAAAGAAAAGUGCAUGAAGAAGCAUCCUCCUCUAAUACAAGUUUGGAGGACGUUUUGAAAGGGUUUGAAGCGAGGUUGAUGACAAGUUUGAGUGAAGUGAAUGGGAAUGUGGAAAAAAUGAACAAGAGGCUUGGGAAGAUUGAACGUUGCCAAGUUGUUUUAAAAAAGAGGUGUAAGAGGAUGAAGGCAAUGGAGAAGAAGCUUGAGAAGAUUGAAGAUUGCCAAUAUUAUUUAAAAAAAGGCCAAGAAGGUGGAGAAGAAAUGAGGAAAUGA